GGACCGGGGAGCAUCAGAUGCUCUCGAAGGCUAUUUUUUCAGAACAAGACGACUACCACAGUAGCUUAUCAGUCACCAUACAUAUACGACCAUUUCACAACUACUUUGAGUAAUUUUUAUGAUAUUUUCAUAGCCACUCUUGUGCUCCAAACAUGAUUAGCUCUGCUUUGAAUUUGCGGAAAACUCAAUUGGGCUGUCGCACCACAAAUAUGGAUACAAAGCGGAGUGUUAGCAAACAUCUCCAGACAGUUUCCAACAUCAAUUGCAAAUGUCAUUUCAAACUAGCACAACAUGUGAAAGAUAUUAAGCAUGAACUCAUGGUGAAGAACAUGGGACGUGGUUUGAUCAUGGUAGACGUUGUUCAAAGGUUAGGGAUUGAUUAUGCGUUUGAAGAAGAGAUUGAACUUGUCCUCGACAGCCAGUAUAAGGCAAUGGAUCAAGUUGAAGAUUUAUACUUUGUUUCACUUUGUUUCCGACUGUUCAGACAACACCACUACUAUGUGUCUGCAGAUGCUUUUGACAAGUUCAUUAACAACAAGAGGGAGCUAGAGAUAGCAGGCAAUAGUAAUGAGGCGUUGAUGAGCUUAUAUGAAGCGUCUCAGCUAAGAAUUGAAGGGGAAGGCGUUCUUGAUGAAGCCGAAUUCCUCAGCCGCCAACUUCUGGAGGAAAGAAUGAAGUUUCUUGAUUAUGACCAGGCUAUUACUAUAAGGAAUACCUUAUCUCAUCCCUACCACAAAAGUUUUGCAAGGAUUAGUGGAAAGCAUCUUCUCGGAAAUGUAUUUGACAAUGAGUAUGGAAAGGCCUUGCAGGAACUAGCAACUAUGGAUUUAACUGUUAUGCAAAUUAUACAUGAGAAAGAGUUAAGUACAUUCUCAAGGUGGUGGAAUGGCUUAGGAUUGGCACAAGAGUUGAAAUUAGUGAGAGACCAGCCUCUGAAAUGGUAUAUGUGGACUACGGCUCUGCUGACAGAUCCCAGUUUUUCUGAGGAGAGAAUCGAGCUAGCAAAACCUAUUUCACUUAUCUACAUCAUAGAUGAUAUUUUUGAUCUUUAUGGGACCAUCGAUGAACUCACUCUUUUCACUGAAGCUGUCAAUAGGUGGGAUAUCGCGGCUGCUGAGCAACUUCCAGACUACAUGCAGAAGUGUUUCCUCUCUCUGCUUAACAUCACUCAUGAGAUUGGAUACAAGAUUUAUAAGAAAUACGGACUGAACCCCAUAGACUACUUGAAGAUAUCGUGGUCCAAAUUGUGCAGUGCAUUUUUAGAUGAAUCAAAAUGGUUUUUUUCGGGGCAUUUGCCACGAGCAGAAGAGUACCUGAAUAAUGGAAUUGUUAGUUCAGGGGUGCACGUCGCCCUAGUACACUUGUUCUUUCUCAUAGGAGAUGGUUCGACAAGAGAACAAGCUGAUCAAUUGAUAAAUAGCGAUGCUAGUAUGUUAUCAUCUACAGCAGCCAUUCUUAGACUCUGGGACGAUUUGGGCAGUGCCAAGGAUGAAAAUCAGAAAGGCCAUGACGGGUCAUACGUGACUUGCUACAUGAAAGAACAUCAAGAAGUUUCGGUUGAAACUGCCCGAAAACAUGUUGAGAACAUGAUUUCUGAUACAUGGAAACGUCUGAACAAGGAGUGCUUUUCUCCAAAUCCAUAUUCAAAAACUUUCAUUAAAGGGUGUCUGAAUCUGGCAAGGAUAGUGCCACUGAUGUACAAUUAUGAUGACGAUCAGAGCCUUCCACAGCUUGAGGAGUAUAUGAAGGGCAUGUUUCUUUGACCUCUAAAUAGAUCCAAGUUCUAUGGAGAUCAUAAAUAUUUGGAGUUUUGGAGUCCUUUAUCUGGAUCAUUCAUUUCUUUCCAAUCUAAGCAAGACUUUUUCCAAAGCAAGUUAAUAUUUUGACAGAAUAAUCUGGAUACUUAGCUUCUCCUGUAUAAGCUAUCUGUGAAACUGUAACUGUCACUUGCUAGCAGGUGACAUCUCCAGAUGUUGCUUUUUCCGCUCAGGCGAGUUUAUUAA
Molecule: messenger RNA, 2003 nt
Organism: Daucus carota subsp. sativus
Lineage: Eukaryota; Viridiplantae; Streptophyta; Magnoliopsida; Apiales; Apiaceae
Product: (3S,6E)-nerolidol synthase 1
Exons: 7
Coding region: 153-1763 (536 amino acids)
Molecular function (GO): terpene synthase activity; magnesium ion binding
Source: RefSeq, a predicted model, not a curated record